This is a messenger RNA of Anguilla rostrata (American eel), 2414 nucleotides long. Its product is annotated as TGF-beta receptor type-1. Bases 88 to 1584 code for a protein of 498 amino acids. Lineage: Eukaryota; Metazoa; Chordata; Actinopteri; Anguilliformes; Anguillidae. Gene Ontology annotation, molecular function: activin receptor activity, type I; activin binding; transforming growth factor beta receptor activity, type I. Gene Ontology annotation, biological process: activin receptor signaling pathway; cellular response to growth factor stimulus; protein phosphorylation. Gene Ontology annotation, cellular component: activin receptor complex; plasma membrane. The record is from RefSeq and is a predicted model, not a curated record. The transcript is spliced from 9 exons.
CCCCCUCAAGCAAAGACUACAGAAGUUGUGCGCGAGAGAGACAGCUUGCUGGCUAGCUGGGCUAGAGUUAGCAAAGUGAGAAUCAUAAUGGAUACAAAUUCCUGUUUUUUAGUCGUUUUAGUCCUGCUUUCCGGGACAGGGAUUCGAGAAACGCAAGGUCUGCAGUGCCACUGUCAGCGGUGUCCGAACUCCACCUGCGUGACGGAAGACGGCCUCUGCUACGUCUACAUGACCAAGUCGGGGGGCAAGUACACGCAGGGGUUCGGCAUGUGCCUGACGGAGUCGGACCUGUACCCCCGCGACCGGCCCUUCGUCUGCGCCGCCUCCACCAAGGACAACACCGGCGUCUACCCCCUGUGCUGCGACACCGACUUCUGCAACAAGGACCCCGACCUCAGCGACUUCAUAGUCCCCACCCCCAGGCCGCCGCCGAUGGGGGCGGUGGUGCUGGCGGCGGCCAUCGCGGUGCCCGUGUGCGCGCUGUGCGUGCUGCUGGUGCUGGUCUUCUGCAUCUGCCACAGCCGCGCGGUCAUCCACCACCGCGUGCCCAGCGAGGAGGACCCCUCCCUGGACCACCCCUUCCUGGCCGACGGCACCACCCUCAAGGACCUGAUCUACGACAUGACCACCUCCGGCUCGGGCUCAGGCCUCCCCCUGCUGGUCCAGCGCACCAUCGCCAGGACCAUCAUCCUCCAGGAGAGCAUCGGGAAGGGGCGCUUCGGCGAGGUGUGGCGCGGCCGCUGGCGGGGCGAGGAGGUGGCGGUGAAGAUCUUCUCCUCGCGCGAGGAGCGCUCCUGGUUCCGCGAGGCCGAGAUCUACCAGACCGUCAUGCUGCGGCACGAGAACAUCCUGGGCUUCAUCGCCGCCGACAACAAAGAUAACGGCACGUGGACGCAGCUGUGGCUGGUGUCGGACUACCACGAGCACGGCUCCCUGUUCGACUACCUGAACCGCUACACCGUCACCGUGGAGGGCAUGAUCAAGCUGUCCCUCUCCACCGCCAGCGGCCUGGCACACCUGCACAUGGAGAUCGUGGGCACGCAAGGCAAGCCGGCCAUCGCCCACCGUGACCUGAAAUCCAAGAACAUCCUGGUGAAGAAGAACGGCACGUGCUGCAUCGCGGACCUGGGGCUGGCCGUCCGCCACGACUCGGCCACCGACACCAUCGACAUCGCCCCCAACCACCGGGUGGGGACCAAGAGGUACAUGGCCCCGGAGGUUCUGGACGACUCCAUAAACAUGAAGCAUUUCGAGUCCUUCAAGAGGGCCGACAUCUACGCCAUGGGCCUGGUGUUCUGGGAAAUCGCGCGGAGGUGUUCCAUCGGUGGCAUCCACGAGGACUACCAGCUGCCGUACUACGACCUGGUGCAGUCCGACCCCUCGGUGGAGGAGAUGCGCAAGGUCGUGUGCGACCAGAAGCUCCGGCCCAACAUUCCCAACCGGUGGCAGAGCUGUGAGGCGCUGAGGGUCAUGGCCAAGAUCAUGCGGGAGUGCUGGUAUGCCAACGGCGCCGCCCGCCUCACCGCCCUGCGCAUCAAGAAGUCCCUGUCCCAGCUCAGCCAGCAGGAGGGCAUCAAGAUGUAGGCCGCCAGCUCCACCCUCCGCCUCGCUGUCUCUCUCUGUCUCACUGUGUCUCUGUCUGUCUCUAUCACUGUCUCUCUCUCUGUCUCACUGUCUCGCUGUCUGUCUCUCUCUCUCUCUCUAUCACUGUCUCUCUCUCUAUCACACACACACACUCUCUCUAUCUCACACACAGUCUCUCUCUCUCUCUGUCUCUCUCUCUCUCCCUCCUGUCUCUGCGUUUGUCUUUUUUUUUUUCUUUGUGGGCUUUUUCCUGUGUGUUUUUUUUUUUUUUUUUUUUAAAUAGGAAAAGGCAGUACAAUGAAAGUAUUAUUUUUAUUUUAUUAUUUUUUGUUUGUUUGUUUGUUUGUUAUCGUUCGGCUGUACUCAGUCAUGGUUUGUUUCGUUCGAGCGACUGAAAAGAACACUUGUGCGUAUUCUACCUCGCCGAGGUAUGUGAAGCUGGUUUUUUUCCCACAAAAAAAGAAAAAAAAAAACGUGCCGAUUUUUCACGUGGGAAGGGCGGCGACGAGUCGGACUCUCCUCUACGUGCAGAGCCACUCCCCCCCCCCCCCCUCCCCUAUCCCCGCCCAGAUGCCUGGCCCCUCCCCCUAUCCCCGCCUCCCCCCUCGCCCAAACACUUCCUGGACUUAUAAGACGGUCUGUACCCCUACACCUGGAGCCCCUCUUUGAUCACCAGCGCUUAGAGACCGCAGUUGCCAAGCUCUUUUUAAACCACCCCCCCCCCCCACGCUCUGUGCAUCCGGACUACUUCAAAGAAAAAAAAAACACGAAACGAAGGAAAACAGAUUUACACCAUUUCUGGUCUUAACAUUUGCUUAAAAAAAAAGAAA